GGAUAAAGACGGCUUUUAAGCCUUUUGCUUUGUUUGUGAAGCUCGCUUUGUUUUUUAUAUCUUCUUCAAAUCACAAUCCUCCAUUACCAGAAAAUUUACAGAACAAUCUUCCUUUUUCCUCUUCUUCUUCUUCUUCUUCUUCUUCUUCUUCCUCCUCCAAUUUUUUCACUUACCCAACAAAGAAAAAAACAGAGGAGGAGUCAUAGUAUUAUUCUUAUCUUUAUACAAUUCUCUCUCUCUCUCUCUCUCUCUUUCUCUCCUUUUCUCUUUCUCUUUCUUUCUUGUUUCGAUCGAUCUGAAGAGCUCUUCAGUGAAAAAGUUGUUUCACUUUCUCUGCGAGUUUUUUUUUUCUCUCUUUUCUGUCUCUCUACUUUUCUCUCUCUGUUUCUUCUAUUAUUGUCUGACUGUCCCACUUGAUGAGAGAUUACUUCGUCUUCAUUUCUAUUUCUCUUAUUUGAUCAGUUAAAUCUUCAUUUUAGAAGGACAUUAAAGUGGAGGAUUCUGGGAGUUGAAUGGCUUUAGCUCCGGCUGGUUAUUUCUAGUUGGCUGCAAAAGAGAGAAUACUGUGCUUAAUUGAAUUUCUGUGAAGCAUUGUCUGGUGUUGAUUUAUCAAUGGAGUCAUUUGUUAAUGGAAUUAGUUCUUCAUCAAAGACUAGGAUUUCAGUUCCUUUAGGCAACGAACCUUCAUCUUCGAAUGGGACUCCUUGCCCCUUGCUGCCUCCAUCUCCGAGACAAUCCAGAAACGAACCUGCUCAUACUCAUGGAUCCAGGAUGAUCCAUCAACGAAAUGGUACUGAAAUCAAUGAAAAGCGUCCCUGUAAAUCAUCUUCCCGUGGUAGUUUGCAGCAAGAAGAGUUUGGUAAUAUGGCAAAACAGUUUGAUGACUUGAGUAAGGGGAAAUCUGGAUAUGUUGGCUCGGUUAAUCUUGUUAAUAAAAGGGUAGAUGCAUCUUUGGAGAAGAAGAUGGAAAAUGGAUCUUUUGUCAACCAUCCUGUUGAUGAUUCUGAGGCUUCUAAGUCAGCUGGCUCCCUGGAAUCUGAAGACACAAUCCCAGUCUCCUGUAAGGAAGGCAUUGUCCAGAUGAAAAACCAGUUAGCAUCUCAAUCUGAGUCCAAAUUUUGUCCAAGCCCUUCGAAUAGUCUGUUUACCGGUACCCUUUAUUCCGAAGCCAAACAAAGCUUCACGAAUACAGAAGUGAGUGAAUGUGGAAGCAGCAUUGAGAAGUCAGGUAAAAGUGGCGAAGUGAGUAACUCUUGUGAUUUUAUCGAGAGCAGGAAGACAAGCAUCUGCAGAGGCAGCACCGGCAGUGAUGUUAGUGAUGAGAGCAGCUCUAGUAGUCUAAGCAGUACCAUGUACAAGCCUCACAAGGCUAAUGACACGAGAUGGGAAGCGAUUCAAGUUGUUCGAUCUCAAUCUCGUGAUGGAGUGUUGAAUGUUAAUAACUUCAGGUUGUUGAGGAGACUGGGAUGUGGGGAUAUUGGCAGUGUUUACCUAGCAGAAUUGACUGGCACUAGAAGCUUUUUUGCCAUGAAGGUUAUGAAUAAAGAAGCUUUAGCUAGCCGGAAGAAGCUUCUGAGAGCGCAGACGGAGAGGGAGAUAUUGCAAUCUCUGGAUCACCCAUUUUUACCCACUUUAUACACACACUUUGAGACAGAGAAAUUUUCUUGCUUGGUCAUGGAAUUUUGCCCUGGAGGAGACUUGCAUGCCCUUAGACAAAGACAGCCAGGGAAGUUUUUCUCAGAGCACGCCGCCAGGUUUUAUGUUGCAGAAGUACUCCUUGCCCUGGAGUAUCUGCACAUGCUUGGGAUCAUUUAUAGAGACCUUAAGCCAGAGAAUGUGUUGGUUAGGGAAGAUGGACACAUAAUGCUUUCGGAUUUUGAUCUCUCUUUAAGAUGUGCGGUCUGUCCAACUCUUGUCAAAUCCUCCAACUCAAACUUGGAGUCCAAGAAUUCCGGAUACUGUGUUCAGCCUGCUUGCAUUGAACCAACUUGUGUUAUGCAGCCAGAUUGUAUACAACCAGCAUGUUUUGCCCCGCGGUUCUUCUCAAGCAAGUCCAAGAAGAAGACCAAAGCAAAACACGAUGCAAAUCAUCAAGUCAGCCCUCUCCCGGAGCUGAUUGCCGAACCCACAAAUGCUCGAUCGAUGUCCUUUGUGGGCACCCACGAGUACUUGGCACCAGAAAUCAUCAAGGGCGAGGGCCAUGGCAGUGCUGUGGAUUGGUGGACAUUUGGGAUCUUCCUUUAUGAGCUUUUGUUUGGCAAAACACCUUUCAAAGGUGCAGGAAAUAGAGCUACCCUUUUCAAUGUGGUUGGACAGCCUUUGAGAUUUCCGGAUUACCCUACUGUUAGCUUUGCAGCUAGGGACCUGAUCAGAGGCCUAUUGGUGAAAGAGCCACAGCACCGGCUUGCCUAUAGGCGUGGAGCGACUGAGAUUAAGCAGCACCCGUUCUUCCAGAGCGUGAACUGGGCGCUCAUUCGCUGUGCAAAUCCUCCGGAGGUACCAAAACAAGUGUUGAUGGAAUUGGCUGCUGGACCGGACAUAGUGAAGGCGCAGACAGGCAGCCAGGUUCCGGGUGUAGAUGUGAAGCCUUCAGGUAAUUAUUAUGAGAUUGAUUUCUUUUGAUUCUUGUGAGAAAUUUUUCUUUCUUUGAGGGAAAAAGGAAAACAAAGAAUCUGUACUUCCAUGGCCUCAUUUGUACUAGUGCUUAGAACUAACAGCACAGUAGAGAAAAGCCAAAUCCAAUUGAAUGAGGAAUGAAUUUGCUGCUCAUCUUUCUUUUUAAGCAGGUGGAAGUAAGCUUAGAA
Carica papaya (papaya) is the source of this 2804-nucleotide messenger RNA. RefSeq names its product protein kinase PVPK-1. Gene Ontology annotation, molecular function: ATP binding; protein kinase activity. Gene Ontology annotation, biological process: protein phosphorylation. Lineage: Eukaryota; Viridiplantae; Streptophyta; Magnoliopsida; Brassicales; Caricaceae. The record is from RefSeq and is a predicted model, not a curated record.